Molecule: messenger RNA, 3770 nt
Organism: Heterocephalus glaber (naked mole-rat)
Lineage: Eukaryota; Metazoa; Chordata; Mammalia; Rodentia; Bathyergidae
Gene: Fgf11
Product: fibroblast growth factor 11
Molecular function (GO): growth factor activity
Source: RefSeq, a predicted model, not a curated record
GGCGCCGCCGCCGCCGCCGCCGCCGCCGCCGCCGCCGCCGCCGCCGCCGCUCUACCUAAUCCAGCCGCCAGGCCCAGUGCUCUGACUUCGAGACCAGAGCGCUCUACAGAGACACCCUCACUCCUUCGUGGGAGUCCGGGACGCCUAGCUGGGUGCUGGGAGAAGCUCCGCUUGCGGGGGACAGGGAGGGAGGAGCCUGGAGCUGGAGCCGGAGCCAGGGCCACCCUUCGCCUGGAUCAACAGGACGGGACAGGUUGAGGGGGGUCGGGGAAUGGAAAGGGGGGUGAUAUAGGCAGUCUCCAGGAGGACUAGUAACCCCUGCCGCAGGAAGCUCUGAUGCGCUGACUUGUUGGGGGCCUGUUCACAUGUGGGGACAGGUGACAAAGUGGGUGCACGCCUCUUUUGGGGGGCUGGUUAAGAUUGGAGGGUGUGGGAUCUAAACAGCAUGAGCUGUCCCUGAGGAAAUUUAAGAGCAACCAGGAAAGAAAAAAAAAACCACAUAAGCGAAUGCUCCUUAUUUGGAGGUGACAGAGGGUCCUCCGGACAACCACCUGGUGUAUCCACUAGAAAGGGUGGAUUUGGAGGUGACUUCAAAAAGAGUGGAGGGCAACAAGGUGAGGAAAGGGUCUCAGCAGCUUGAACGCUAUGCUACUAGAAAUGGGGGAGACAGUAAAAGCCGUUGUCCAGCUAGAGGAUCUGAGAACCCCUUUUCACUGAACCUGCACAACCCUGAUACUGAGACAUAUUUUAGGGGGAUUUCAGUUAAAAAGUGGGAGAUCCUCUUCAUUUAGAAGGUAGCAAAAGAAAAAGCACCAAGGUUGGGUUCCUCCUUGACAUUGAACAGUGGCCCAGAAGGAGUGGGGUGAACUAAUAUCCCCAACUAAGGAUCUACAUUUUUUAGAUUACAAGAGUGGAUCUGACUGGAAUGUGGGCCCUAAAAUAGGAUGGAAAGAUGUCUGAGGAUAUUAGGACCACAUCCUAGAAAUUUUGGAGGUCUUGGCUUCGGGAUAGAGGCAGUAGGGACCAAGACAAGAGGAGAGGGAAGGGGGUAGUUUUCAGUAGGGGACAAAAUUGGAGGGUGAGGUCAGCUGAGGAGUGCAUAGGCUGCUGGAUCCGGUGAAGCUAGCACAGGGCCCAAGGGUGGGAGCUGGCAGCUUUUGGGGGUAUUUGGGGGAGUCUGGGACUUAUCCUCAGGUCCUGUGGGUGGGGCAGUGAGUUAGGGCCAGAUCGUCAGGAGCAUGCCUUGGUGAGACGGCUCCUCUGGAGGAGCCCAGCGCUCUCCAGGCGCCCGCUGGUUUGGGGGUGUCUCCUCCCGGGGCGCCAUGGCGGCGCUGGCCAGUAGCCUUAUCCGGCAGAAGCGGGAGGUCCGCGAGCCCGGGGGCAGCCGGCCGGUGUCGGCGCAGCGGCGCGUAUGUCCCCGCGGCACCAAGUCCCUUUGCCAGAAGCAGCUCCUCAUCCUGCUGUCCAAGGUGCGACUGUGCGGGGGGCGGCCCGCGCCGCCGGACCGCGGCCCGGAGCCUCAGCUCAAAGGCAUCGUCACCAAACUGUUCUGCCGCCAGGGUUUCUACCUCCAGGCGAAUCCCGACGGGAGCAUCCAGGGCACCCUGGAGGACACCAGCUCCUUCACCCACUUCAACCUGAUCCCUGUGGGGCUUCGUGUGGUCACCAUCCAGAGUGCCAACCUGGGUCACUACAUGGCCAUGAAUGCUGAGGGGCUGCUCUACAGCUCGCCACAUUUCACAGCUGAAUGUCGCUUUAAGGAGUGUGUUUUUGAGAAUUACUACGUCCUGUAUGCCUCUGCUCUCUACCGCCAGCGUCGUUCUGGCCGAGCCUGGUACCUAGGGCUGGACAAGGAGGGCCGAGUCAUGAAGGGAAACCGAGUCAAGAAGACCAAGGCAGCUGCCCAUUUCAUGCCCAAGCUCCUGGAGGUGGCCAUGUACCGGGAGCCUUCUCUCCACAGUGUCCCUGAGCCCUCUCCUUCCAGUCCUCCUGCCCCCUGACAUGUAGUCCUUGGACUGGAGGCUCCCUGUACACCCAAUGAGCCAGCCACCGCCACAGCCCGUCUCCCAGUCCUGCUCCUGGCCCUGCUCUCACCCUUGCUGCCACAAUGCCCUGAGCAGCUGGGUCCCACCAGGUGCUCUACCUUGAGGGAGCCUGGGGCUGGCUGGGGACUUCCAGGGCUUCUGAAACUCUUGGAUCCUUGGGUCAGAGAGGGGAUCAGAGGGGGUGGUAUCUGAAAAUGGUCCUGGGUGAUCACUUCUUUUUUUCCACAUUAACACCACUUCCCAAAGCAUUGUCCUGAAAUGGCACCAGGGGUUCCAAAACUGACAGAGCUAGGGUAUAAACACUCUUUACCUCCCACUCAGCCAUUUUCUGGAACCCUGUGCCCCUUUUCAUUGCCCCUGAGCCAUAGAUUUAUAGGUCUACUGGAGCUCAGGAUCAGUUUCUUUCUUUCCCUGCUCUGCCUUCUGCCUUGGUCUGGUCAGGUUCUGAAACACCAAAAACCCAGUGGGGCCACUCCUUUUCUAGGGCCCUCUGCUGGACCCCAGGCAUGCUGCCAGACUGUGUUCUGGAUUCAUCAAGCUUCUGUCCAUGACCUAGGUGGACUCCCGACUUCUAAGUAGAGAAAGGUUGGAUUAUAGCCCUAUCUUGUGGUCAGCCUUGGUCUGAACAGGGACCAGUCUCAGAUUACCACCGGUUUAACAUUCUUAUCCCAGAGACCCCCCAAUACUAAAGCAUGGUGUCCUAGACCUUUACAGAGUUAUACUCCUUCCUAAAUCUCAGUUCUAGGACAUAGACCGUGACUCUCAGCCCUUCUCUCUAGCAUGGAACUGGGGCCUGUAUAGCCAUAUUAUUACUCUAGAGAUACCUAUUAAGAACGAGUUCUGGAAAGGACCUAGGUCUAAUUCCCAUAGAACUAAUUAGUUCUACUUGAAUCAAGAACUUUUUUUCCCCUAGGUAAUUUUCUAAAAAUCUUAUCCUUCCAUAUAGAAUGGUAACCUUUAAAUGCAAUUUCUAGUUCCUGCAACUAAACUGGGGUCCUGCCAGAGAGUCUGAAGAAGCAUAGAGGAAUUUGGCAGGAUCUCUGGCUCAUGAUAGAGAAGCUGGAGGAGGGGGAGGGCAAAGGCAUGGGAUGACUAAACCUGUGCUGAGUUGGGGGACAUGACCACUUAGCUACCUCAGCAGGAAUUCCUUCCAAGUCCCCUUUAAAGCUGAGGUCUUUAUGGCAAGUGUGAUUAGAAUAAAAGGACAAAUGGGAGUCAUCCUUGAUACCCUCCCCAAGUGAGAAUAACCUAACUCAGCAAUAAGUCCCACCCUUCUCCCUACGGGUCAGGCCAAGGAGGGUGAGGGCCUCUUGGACUCAAGACCUACACCUUCAGAGCUUCUAACUGAAUAGAACUUGCUUUAUCUUACAGUUUAUAACCUCAGCUGGGUUUUCAGUACCCAAAAAGGGCCAGACUAGAUUAUUCUGAAAAACACAGUGAGACCUAGUGGCAGGCCUGGAAAAGGCCAGAAAACCGCUAAUGAACUAGAAAGGAGUCCAACAGACCUGGGUGGAAUAGACUGAGGAGGCCCUAAAAGAGAGGCUAGUGCUUAAAGGCAGGUCAUUUUUCUUCAGGCUCUUUUACUUCUGGCUUGUUGCAAAGGGGGUAGAUGCCCGCCUCACCUACCCAAACCCGCUCAAGCUCCACCCAUUUCCUGGCUCUGCUGCUAGGGGAACAGUUCUCCACUUCAUGCUUUCUCAAUUAAAGACGAUUUGUACAACUGAA